AUGGACAUCGAGGAAUUCCGCAUAAGGGGGAAGGAAAUGGUGGAGUAUAUCUGUGACUUUAUGAGCAACAUUCACAAGAGACGAGUGACUCCCGACGUUGGUCCAGGAUAUCUUCGACCACUGCUUCCUUCUCAACCCCCAGAUGAGCCAGAAUCAUGGGAAGACAUCAUGAGGGAUGUGGAAUCGAAAAUCAUGCCAGGGAUUACGCAUUGGCAACAUCCCAGGUUCCAUGCAUACUUCCCUGCAGGGAAUUCCUUCCCGUCCAUUCUGGGUGACAUGCUAGCGGAUGGGAUUGGAUGCAUUGGAUUCUCCUGGGCUGCGAGUCCAGCCUGUACGGAGCUAGAAACGAUUGUCUGCGAUUGGUUCGGAAAAGCCAUCGGGCUGCCGAAGAGCUUCCUCUACUUCAAUGAAGGCAGCAAGGGUGGCGGCGUGAUUCAGGGCUCGGCAUCGGAGUGCAUUUUGGUCUGCAUGUUAGCUGCUCGAGCACAAGCUAUAGCAAGGUUGAAGGAAUCUCCAGCACACUCUCACCUCGAUGAAACGGCUCUUCUUGGGAAGUUAAUGGCAUAUUGCAGUCGGGAGAGCCAUAGCUGUGUGGAAAAGGACGCCAUGAUCUGCUUCGUCAAGCUCCGAAUCUUGGAACCCGACGAGAAGAGUGUGUUGCGUGGAGAAACCCUGCAACAGGCCAUCGAGGCGGACGUUGCCGAAGGAUACGUGCCCUUUUUCGUGGCCACCACUCUUGGCACGACUGCUUGCUGUUCUUUCGAUAACUUGAAAGAACUCGGGCCAGUGUGCAAGAAAUAUCCUGGAGUCUGGCUGCACGUGGACGCAGCUUAUGCAGGGAAUGCAUUUAUCUGUCCGGAAUUGAAAUACUUGAUGGCCGGAAUUGAAUACGCGGACUCGUUCAACACGAACACGAACAAGUUCUUGUUGACGAAUUUCGAUUGUUCGUGCUUGUGGGUUAAAGACAGGUUCAAGUUGACGAGUGCACUCGUGGUAGACCCUUUGUACCUGCAGCACACCCAUGCCGAUACGGCAAUUGAUUACAGACAUUGGAGUAUACCGCUGAGCCGAAGAUUUCGGUCUCUGAAAUUAUGGUUCGUUCUGAGAAGCUACGGAAUAUCCGGACUCCAGGAAUAUAUUCGAAAUCACGUCGAACUCGCCAAAAGAUUCGAAUCUCUGGUGAGGAAGGACUCCAGGUUCGAGAUUUGCAACGAUGUCGUGCUAGGGCUGGUCUGUUUCCGCGCAAAGGGCAGCGAUAAGCUGAACCAGAAGCUCCUAAGUGCGAUAAAUGACUCCGGAAAAAUUCACAUGGUUCCCGCAAAAGUGAACCAAAGAUACACCAUCCGCUUUGCUCUAGCAGCACCCAACGCAGCAGCCGAGGACGUUGACAUUGCUUGGAGCAUCAUCACGGACUUCCUGGCAGAAUUACUGGAGUCCAAGGAUGUCAUGGACGAGCUGGCGGACAUUCGGGAGAAAAAGAGGAAAGCGACCCUGGAGAAAAGGAGAUCAUUCUUCGUGCGCAUGGUGUCGGAUCCUGCGAUUCAGCCAGGAUUUACCAAGACACCGAACAGACCAGCAAAGCUGGACACCCAGGCGACCAUCGGUGGAAUUGGAUCCAAUCCUCAGACAAACUCAGGCUGGAUGGAUUUCAGACGUUCCUGGAUAUCCUGGCCACUGGCUUAUUUGAUGCAAGCAAAGGAUGCCGACACCGGCGAGCUUUCUCUGAGGUUUCGACAUCUCGAUACAAUGGUGAGAUUAAAGACUGGCGGAGCAGGAAGUCGACGAGGUAGCAGCAAUGGCUGCAGUCCGGAACCAUCGCCAUCCGUCUCACCAUCUCGAGGAAGAUCACCAAAUGGGAGGACGUAAUAGACCUCAGCUUCCGACUUUCGCAUCCCACGGGAUUUCAAGAAAAGACUCCGUUUCAAUGCUCGACGACUCGUCACCGGAUCCGCAAUUUCUUCGUCGAAGACGAGAAUCGUCAACGCCAGGAGACAUCGUCUCGUGGAGGAGACGAAUGAUCCUGGUGUCUUGA
Messenger RNA from Orussus abietinus, 2032 nucleotides. Its product is annotated as aromatic-L-amino-acid decarboxylase. The transcript is spliced from 13 exons. NCBI's taxonomy places the organism in Eukaryota, Metazoa, Arthropoda, Insecta, Hymenoptera, Orussidae. Bases 1 to 1866 code for a protein of 621 amino acids. The record is from RefSeq and is a predicted model, not a curated record. Gene Ontology annotation, molecular function: carboxy-lyase activity; pyridoxal phosphate binding. Gene Ontology annotation, biological process: amino acid metabolic process.